Molecule: messenger RNA, 3240 nt
Organism: Aspergillus terreus NIH2624
Lineage: Eukaryota; Fungi; Ascomycota; Eurotiomycetes; Eurotiales; Aspergillaceae
Product: putative C6 transcription factor
Exons: 5
Coding region: 1-3240 (1079 amino acids)
Biological process (GO): DNA-templated transcription; regulation of DNA-templated transcription
Molecular function (GO): DNA binding; zinc ion binding; DNA-binding transcription factor activity, RNA polymerase II-specific
Source: RefSeq, a predicted model, not a curated record
AUGAAUACAACUCCGACGAACAACCCGCCCAUAAUUGGGUCUUCAGGCCAGACUACACCUUCGCAGUUCCCGGCAAACUACAGCGCAUCCUCGUCUUCAUCAACACCCGCUCCGUUUACCGCCCCCAGACUUUUACCGGGAAAGGCGCACCACCGUCAGAUCACUCGGAAUCGCGCCAGCUACAGCUGUCAUACUUGCCGCCGACGCAAGGUCAAAUGCGACAAGGUACAUCCUGUAUGCGGAAACUGCGUGAAGAACGGGACCGAAUGCGUGUACGAUGCGCCGCCACAGAAAGAUGCCGCGGGGCAGUCAAAGAACGGCCAUGGAGUGAAACGACGGAGGGAAAUGUCGCGACCGCUGGACGAUGAUCCUAUGGAAGACCUUCAAUCCAUCUACGGUCAUCUGAAGCAGGCUGGAUCCGACCAGAAGAUCGGGUCGCAAGCGAUCGAGGCCCGUCUGGAUAAACUGACAUCGAUGAUCGAGCGGUUGAGCAAGACCAACCAACCCCUUGACCCGGCCGACCGACAAUUGUUGGCGCAAAAUGUGAACUUGGAUGCUGUGAAGGGUGAUACCCGGGCGGCUACCAGUCAUGGCCAGGGAGUGACGCUGAAGCGUGCUACCCCUCGACCGGACAGUCCGCGACGCGCAGCGGAUUCGAGCGGAGACGAAUUUCCUAUCCCGUCUGGCCAUGCGACCGAUUUGGUCGAUCCGGUCGGUAGUCUAAAUCUAGGGCAUCUGAGUCUAGAGGAUGGAGAUCCCCUCGGGGGAACUCCGGGUAGCCAAUGGCGGCCAUCACUUGAUAGUCAUGCUAGCUAUCCCGGCGACCACAUGUCCUCUGGGGAGACAUUCCAAAAAUCCGUCAUGUUCCCGUCCAGCGGGUCUCCCUCUGUGAAUGAGAAGGUUGUUGAACCAGAAAUGCUGGAGAACGUACCGACAAAACGACAAAGUCAUAUACUAUACAGAGGAUUCAUGUCCGGUGUUCAUGCAAUUAGUCCUGUUGUUCAUCCCCCUACCAUCCUCAAACUAUACAACGCAUUCUGGGAGUGGUACGACUACAGCAGUUACUCCGGCGAGCCGUGCCCUGACCCUUCGUUUAUCCCGCUACUCUACGCCAUUUGGUAUGGCGGAUCUGUCACCAUCUCCAUCCGGACGAUCAAAGCUGAAUUCAAUGUUGCGUCUCGCUUUGCUUUGUCAAAAACGUUUAAUGAAGAGGUGACCAGAUGGUUGACCAAAAUAUCCUUUCCACGAAGCCCAUCUCUACAAGGGCUGGCCGCAUAUCUUCUCGUUCAGACAAUUCUAUCGAAGGAAGAAGAGCCAUUGACAAGCAGCCUGUUUAUCAGUUUUGCCAUGAGGGUGGCUCAGACCAUGGGCCUACAUCGAGACCCGGCUAAGUUUGGCAUCCAGCCUUAUGAGGCCGAGUAUCGUCGGCGAAUAUGGUGGCACAUUGUGCAUAUGGAUGGCGUGGUUGCUAUGUCCAGUGGACUACCCCCUUUGGUUGGAGACGAGAAUUUCUGGGAUGUUCGCGAUGCCAGCGAGAUUAAAGAUACGCUUCUUGGGAGCCCUGAGGCAGAGAAAUACGAAGAGUUGGUUGCCUCUGGUAUGCGGCCACCCGACAAUCCCGACGAUCCGACGGUUUGUGGUGGCCCGUCUAUGGUUAACGUCUACUAUCUAUCGGCUCGAGGGAAAUAUGUGAUGGCUCGCGCUGUGCGAAGGAUCAUGAAGAUUCAGUUGGGUACCAAACCUGUGACGCGGAGGGAUAUGGAGGAACUGCGAUCAAUUCUUCUUGAUCUGCAACUCAAACUCAACUCGAUCAUUGAUCGAAUUCCAGAAGGCAAAAACCUGGGCGUGUCUCCCAGUCUCUCGAACCGCUCGCUCUCUGAUGCACGGUCGCCAGGAGAACACCAGAACAGUGGUACGGAAUUGCCGGGUGAAGGGCAAGCCGGUUGUUCUGAGCAGUACCACACUCCUGUGCUUAUAUCUUUCCACAAAUGGGCAAGAAUACUCCUCUCACUGUUCAUCGACAAGGUUGGUAUUUCUGUCGAAUCUCCCACAAGCGAGAUGUUAACCUGCUACUAUGAAGGCUUUCUGUGUCGCAUAUCAGCCCUUCUUGAAGAACGCAAAAAGCCUGCUCUUCGUCACUGUCAUGGUUUCAUGGAGAAAUUCAUCUCUCUUGCUACGGACCCUGACUUUCAACCCUUCCAAUGGAGCUGGCCCGGCAAUCAUCAACCUAUGCAUGCGACCAUGAUCAUGCUCAUCGAUCUCUAUGAACGUCCAUAUAGUCCGGAGGCGGCCAAGUCUCGGGCCUUCAUCGACCGCAUCUUUACGCUCACCGGCCCCGAUGGAGGUGUGGUCGGCGGCGAAGACGGUAUUUCUACCCAACGACCUUUGAAAGACGGCGGCCGUGAAGCAUGGGGCAUGAUUCGUCGACUACGCCAGAAAGCCUGGCAGAAAGCCGGCCUGGACCCCAAUAAGCUAUGGACUGAACAAGCCCAAAUCCAAGUUGGGGUUGCCGCAGUCCCCAACGAGGUCCCCUGUGCGACAGACCCGUACUACGCGAACAGCCCACCCGUCACCACGCCGCCGACCGGUUUGCCACAUGUUUCCCGGCAGCAAUUGACCGACUUCUCGAAGAUGUUCUACAACAUGACCCGGUCCCAUGUCCUUCCGAACCCAGUCUCGACGCUACGGCCUAGUCCUCUUCGAAACGAGGUUCCUUCACCUGCAGCUACUGUUUCCAGCGGAACAACUCCUCAGGGCCUACCUGCAGCUGCACCUGCUCCUGGGCCUGCUGCCCCUCCUACUCCGCAAUUCUCGCAAUCCGCUACACCAAAUAUGAACUUGUCUGCCGACAGCUCUGUUCGUGGCCAUUCCAUGUCAUCUACCAAUAGUGUCCCGCAGUUUAACACCAAUCUCCCCUUUACCCAACCCAUGAACCCUAUGUCCACUCCACCAGCUCCUGUGCAGUACAUGGACUCGAUCUCUCCUACCACCCAGCCCCUAGCGGUGCCAACCCCCCCAUCAAUGGUCGAUCCGAAUCUGACCUUCGAUUGGGACCAGUGGGAUGCUGUGUUUGGACAACAUCUGCCAGUGUCGGAUGAGCUCAUGGAGCUGGAUCCGGUGGCGGGCUUUGAGUUCAGUGAUCUUGGCAGCGGGCCAUUGAGUGGUGGAGACCAAACGAUAAGUGGUUUGCCAGGUAGCGAGGGAGGUAUCCCUGGACCCGACUGGACUGGAUACUGUUGA